This is a messenger RNA of Polistes dominula (European paper wasp), 4699 nucleotides long. RefSeq names its product RecQ4 helicase (gene RecQ4). NCBI's taxonomy places the organism in Eukaryota, Metazoa, Arthropoda, Insecta, Hymenoptera, Vespidae. Gene Ontology annotation, biological process: DNA replication; double-strand break repair via homologous recombination. Gene Ontology annotation, molecular function: four-way junction helicase activity; zinc ion binding; ATP binding. Gene Ontology annotation, cellular component: cytoplasm; nucleus; chromosome. The record is from RefSeq and is a predicted model, not a curated record.
ACGCGUGUUACUACCAUUGAUAAAAAUCUAAUCACUUUUUAUCGAAAUUUGUUAAAGAGGUUAUCUAUAUAAACCCUGCUGGACAAAAAUUUUUCCCGCGCAUACCAUAAUACCAUGGGCAUAUAAUACAAGGUGUGUACAGUUAUACUGACGUAACCUCAUGCUUCUCAAUAAUCUAUUAUAACUAUACUGUGUAUUUUGCAAAAUUAAUAAUAAUAAUAAUAAUUAUUAUAUUAAUUAUUAUACAAUGGAAUUACUUAAUGAUCCUGUUUUUAAAUUUAAAUAUCAAAAAUAUAAACGUCGUGUAAAAUUAUGGGAAAGUAAUUUUAUGGAAAAAUAUGGACGUAAACCUACCAAGCACGAUAUCAAAGAGGCCGAUGUUACAAUCAAAGAAGCUUACAAAAUGUAUUGGAAAUUGAAAACUGAAGCAUUGGAAGAAACCCUUAUGGAUAUUACAUUUAAUGAAGAUAUACAAACAAAUAUUUCAGUUAAAUCUCCACAACGACAAACUUCGACAAAAGUCGAAGAAAAAACAUUGAUCAAUUCUAAUGAAAAGGAUAGUGAAAAUAUUGAUCCAACAACAGCCUCGUUAAUUGAUGAACCUGAAAUAAAAAAUCUUAAAGAUGUAUGGAACACUAAUGUUUGUAAAAAUGCAGAUACUACAGUUAAAAAGAAAGAAUAUUUAACAGUUAAUAAAUCAUCAACAUUUCAACUAUCUAGAAACAAAUUUACUUAUACUAGUUUAAAGAAAAGAAAUCCUCGAAAAUCAUUGAAUCAAACUAAAGUUAAAAAAGAUAAUAAGAGUGAUGAAACUCUUAAUGAAUCAAAGAUGAAAGUAGAUGUAGUUGAAGAAGAUAUAAAUAAAGAAACUAAUAUUAUGUUUGGUGAUACUUUUAAAAUUGUAAACACAGAAUCAAAAGACAAUGGUCAAUCUUUAAAUACAAUUCAUCAAUUGAUACAAAAUCCAAUACUUACAGUCAAUAGAAAUAUAAAUCAAGGUUGGCUGAAUAGAUGCACGAAUGAAGAGAAUUUAAAUACUAAUACUAAUACUAAUACUACUUUACAAAGAUUUUCGAAUUUGAGUGAUUCUGGUACAGAAUCAAUGGAAUCUAAUUCUCCAAAAGAUUUGAAAAAACCAACAGAUGAUAAAUCAUUACAAUUAUCUGAUGAAGAAGAUUUUAUAUGUAACAGUGAUACUGAAGAAGAUGGUAAAGGAUAUAAACGUAUUAGAAAUUCUAACAAAAGACAAUAUGAAUGUGAUCGUUUAAUUAAACGUCCUUGUUUAGAAACUAAUAAUGUUUUAUCUAAUAGUACUUUGAAAAUGAAUAACAUUGAAACAAAUGUAAUAAUUAAUAAUACUGAAAUAAAUAAUGUUCCUAAAGAAUCAACUUUACAAAAUGUUGAAAAAGAAAUUGUACAAACGUGUGAUACAUCAAAGAAUGAUCAAAAUGAUUGCAAUACAGAUAAUUAUGAUAACAAAGAUACAUCCCUAAAGGAGAAAAAAGUAAGAAAAACGAGAGGAAGAAAACCUGCUACUAAAACUAAAAAUAAUACAACGAGUCAGAAAAAAUCAAAUGAAACAAGACCAACUAGACGUUGUAGAAUAAAACAAAAAGAUAACGAAGAAGAAAGUAUUAAAGAUUCAAUUACAGAUGACAUUGAUAAUAAUUCAAUAUUUGGAAUAGAAACUUUAGAAGCAGUGCCACGCAUUGCAAUUUGUUCAUCUGGCACUGGAGAUUUAAUCACUGAUUUUUCUAAUUCUGUUACAUUGUUAGAAGAUUCUGUUGUAUCUGGUAGUUCAAGUUCUGUUGCCAUUGAUGUCAAAGGACAAAAAAGUAAUAAAGAAAAAUUAGAAGACAAAAUUGCUAGUGGUAAAUUAAAUGAUAAUUUUGUUCGAAUAAAUUUGAAGAAGAAAGUUUUUGUACGUGGUAAAAAGUCAUUUAACUUUUCCAAAUAUAAGAAAAAUCAAUGGAAACAGAAAAAGAAGGCAUUGGGUUCGAGUGAGGAUAAUCUUGAUGUAAUUGAUUUCAUUGAGAAAAAUGGUACGUCGUGUUUUAAAUGUGGCGGAACUGGACACUUUGCUCGUUAUUGUACAGCAAUGAAAACUGAUAAUUUAUUACCUAUGAUUGAAACUGAUGAACUUGCUGAGUAUCCAAGUUUAGAAGAAGCUGAAAAGAUGGCUAACCAGAAUGCCCUUAUUGCACACAGCAAACAACCUAGUAAACUUCCUGAUAAACCACUGUGUACCUAUCAAGAAAAAAAUAUGGUAUUAACAUUAGAUGAUGAGGAAUAUAUUUUGGAUGAAGAUGAUUUUGCAGAUAUUAUGGAAGAAGAAGGAGAAGAAGAAAUUGAAGUAGAAAUGGAAACAGAAAAGGAAGAAGUGCAGGAAACUCCAGGUGUUCAUAAAAUUCCUGAUGAAUUGAUAGCCAAGUUAUGCCUCCCUGAAAUCAAAGUAUUAUCAGCAUUAUAUCCUUUGAAAGAAGAUGGAUCUCUCAUUGAUACACCGAAAGAAGUGUUUGAUGUUUUGAAAAUGUUUGGUCAUCAAAGCUUUAGACCAGGACAAGAGAAAGCAAUAAUGAGAAUAUUGUCAGGUCAAUCUACGUUGCUUACUUUGUCAACUGGUUCUGGAAAAUCAUUAUGUUAUCAAUUACCAGCAUUUUUAUAUUCUAAAUAUUCAACUUGUAUAACAUUGGUCAUUUCACCAUUAGUUUCAUUAAUGGACGAUCAAGUAACAGGCAUGGCAUCAUUUUUAUCUGCAGCUUGUUUGCAUACUAAUCAAACUCCUAAAGUAAGAGAUAACGUAAUGCGACUUGUAAAAGAUUCACAAAUCCAAAUAUUGCUUGUCUCACCUGAAGCAAUAGUGGCUGGUGAAAGAUCAACUGGAUUUGGUGCUUUGCUUAGAGAACUUCCACCGAUAGCAUUUGCUUGCAUUGACGAAGCUCAUUGCAUUUCUCAAUGGUCCCAUAAUUUCCGUCCAUCGUAUCUUAUGGUUUGUCGUGUACUGAAAGAGAAAUUUGGUGUAAAAACGGUAUUGAGUUUAACUGCAACUGCUACUAAAUCUACUGCUGAAAGUAUAGUUCAACAUUUGGAUAUUCCUGAUGGAAUGGCAGGUGUUAUAUCGGAUGUACCAUUACCAAACAAUUUGUUUUUAAGUGUAUCAAGAGAUGAACAAAGAGAUAAUGCUUUGGUUAAACUUUUGUUAAGCGACAGAUUUAAGGAAUGUUAUUCUAUUAUUAUUUAUUGUACACGUAGAGAAGAAUGUGUACGAAUCGCAGGUUUUCUAAGAGUUUCAUUACAAAAUGCACAAGAUGUUACAAAAGCAAAUAGUAAGAUAUCCCAUAUAGCAGAGGCAUACCAUGCAGGAUUAUCCAGUUAUCGUCGUAAAACUGUACAAGAAUCUUUUAUGAGUGGAAAAACAAGAAUUGUUGUUGCAACUGUGGCAUUUGGAAUGGGUAUUAAUAAAUCAAAUAUUCGUUCUGUAAUACAUUACAAUAUGCCAGCAACAUUUGAAGGAUAUGUACAGGAAGUAGGUAGAGCUGGUCGUGAUGGAUUACCAGCACAAUGCCAUUUAUUUAUAAGCUCUCAGGAAAAUAGUGACAAAUGGGAAUUAAGAAGACAUAUAUUUGCUAAUAGUAUUGAUAGGCAUACGAUCAGACGUUUACUUGCUAAAGUUUUUAUACCUUGUUCGUGUGCACAAUUGAAUAAAAAUGCACCUGAUAAAAAAUGUUCUGGUCACGAAGUUGCUUUACCUAUCGAUGAAAUUGUUAGAUUACUUGACAUUACUGAAGAAACAAUUUUAACUCUUUUAUGUUAUUUAGAACUUUAUCAUAAGAAAUUUUUAACAGUUCUUUCUUCUGCUUAUACCAAGGCUAAAGUUAGUAGUUACAAUGGUCCACAAGCAUUAAGAUUAGCUGCACAAUCGUGUCCACCUUUAGCUAUGGCAAUUGCAUUGGAUUUGAAAAAAGGUAUUUCUCAUGAAAAAAGUACCGUCAUAGAAUUCCCUGUCAUUGAUGUUGCUUCAAUCAUUGGUUGGGACAGUGGAGUGGUUAAAAAACAUUUGAAAGAUUUAGAAUGGAAAACAGUUGAUGGAAAACCGAAGCGUACUGCCAUAUCGGUUCAUUACACUACACUAGGUUUAAGAGUUAAAGCUCGUGGUGAUUUAACUGAAGCUGAAUUAGAUGAAGCUUUAGAUGUAUUAGUAUCUAGAACACAAUCACGAGAAAUUUCAUCUUUGCAACAAUUAGAAGCUGUUAGUAUGGCUUUUCAAAAGUACAGUGUAUCCAAAAUUAAUGAAUGUUUGACUGCGUCUGAGAAUAUUGUAAAUAUGUCAGAAGGACUGAAAAAUACUAUAAGAAAUUAUUUCCAAUCAGAUCAUUUAAAUGAUACUGUUUGUAAAACACAAGUUAAAUUAUUAAACGAAGCACAAAUAGCUAACGAUACACGUAGUUUAAUUCUGAGUUAUAAGGAUAGUAAUUUUAAUGGACGUGCAGUGGCACGUAUCUUUCAUGGCAUUCAAAGUCCAAAUUAUCCUGCAGUUGUUUGGAGUAAAUGCAGAUUUUGGAGAUCAUACAUAUCAUCUGACUUUAAUGCAAUAUGUCAAAUAGCAACUAAAGAGAUUUUAGCAUUACGUUAGCUUUGAUUAAUAAUUCAUCUUCUUAAAUUGACUGAGUAAAUUUAUUUUAUAUAUUCACAUAUAUGU